UCGUCACUCAUUUCAUGACUUGCAAAAAUAAUAAUAAUAAAGUUAUUCAACUAUGUAAUUGUCACGCUCCAUGUAAUAACUACAGUGAAUUGCAAGUCCAUGUUCAACAAUCAGUCAAUAAUUCAAAGCCUUUUUCACUGACACGGAAUGCGGAUAUAAAAACGACAGUAAUUUUUUUUAUUUUUUUUUUUUUUUUGUAUAUAUAUAUAAUCAUCAAGUACAUAUAAGUAGCCAGGUUGUUUGGAUUAUCUUUUCAGUAAUAGUUUGGUAAAACAAGUGCAACCAAGAUGAAUCAAAAAACGCGUAUUACAAGACAAACUCCGAGUUUUAAAAUUGAAAAUGGAAUAAUUAAGGGUGAAGAAUGUUCAUUCAUGGAUUCAAAAGACAAUAAUUUUGGUGAAAUGUUAUUGGAAAAUAUGAAAAAAAAUUCCAGCGUUAUUGGUCAGGUUGAUGUUGAAAGUGGAAAAGAAGAUCCGUAUGGAGAGAUGGCAGAUAGAAGCAUAAGAUGUGCUUUGUGGAUGAAAAAUGAAAAUUUAAAACCAGGUGAUGUUAUUGCAAUUUGUACAAAUAAUCAUUUAGAUUCAAUUAUUCCUUGUUUAGCAUCUUUAUAUACUGGUGUUAUAUUUAACCCAUGGUGGGAUCAUGGAUUAACUAAAGAAAUUGCAAGACAUUUUAUUAAUUUAACAAAGCCAAAAGUUUUGUUUACAAAUGAAGAUACAGUUAAUAUAGCCCUUGAAGUUUCAAAAGAAGAAAAUAUUAAUAUCAAGAUAAUUGUAUUUGGUUGCACGUCUGCUUCACUUUUAUCAUUCAAUGAAAUAAUUAAAAAACAAGACAGUAAACAAGUUGAAAACUUUAAAUGUAACAAGUUUAAAAAUAAUAAUCAGCCAGCAUUUAUCACCUAUACUUCUGGUACCACUGGAUUUCCAAAAGGUGUUUUACAUUCACACAAAUCUCUAUUUGGUAAUAUAAGAUUGGCAGAUCAUUUAAAUCAUGAUAAAUGUAUUGCACUGUGUUAUUCAACAUUGUGCUGGAUCACUGGAAUUAUAUGUCCAUUUUUAUCAAUUGCACAUAUUAAUAAACGUAUUGUUGCAAAUGAUUACAGUCCUAAACAAUUGUGUCAACUCGUUGAAAAAUAUAAAAUCAACUGGAUAUUAAUGGGUACAAGUCCAACAAAUCGUCUUCUAACUUCAGGCGAAAUAACGAAACACGAUUUGUCAUCAAUUGAAUACAUAUGGAUUGGUGGUGCUGUUUUAAAAGAAGAAUCACAAAAAACACUUCAAAAAUUACUGCCAUCAGCUCAAAUUAUACAACUAUAUGGAAUGACAGAAUUUGGUGGUAUAGUAGUUCAUCAAACGAAUGAUGAAAAAUUAGAUUCAAUUGGGACAAUAGCUAAAAAUCUUCAAAUGAAAAUUAUUGAUCCAGAAAGUGGAAAAAUAUUGGGGCCAAAUGAAACAGGUGAGGCGUGUUUUAAAUCACCUCACAUGAUGAUUGAAUAUUACAAUAAUCCAGAAAAGACUAAAGAAGCAAUUGACACUGAUGGAUGGAUGCAUACUGGUGAUUUGUGUUAUUAUGAUGAAAAUGGAUUUAUAUUUAUUAUUGAUAGAUUAAAGGAACUUAUAAAAUGGAGAGGUCAUCAUGUAUCACCAGCAAUUGUUGAACAAUUGAUACAAACAAUUCCUGGAGUUACUGAAGCUGCUGUUGUUGCUGUGGCUGAUGCUGAAGAUGAUGAAAGACCUUUUGCUUUUGUUGCAAAAAUACCAGAUACAAUUAUAUCUGAAGAGGACGUUAAAAAAUUGGUGCAGGAUAAUUUACCAGAUCAAAUGAGAUUGAGAGGAGGUGUUAAAUUUUUAAAUGCAAUUCCACACACUGCAUCGGGCAAAAUAAAUCGUACUGAAUUAAAAAAAAUUGCAUCGGCUUAUGCUCGAAAAUCACCCACGUACGAGAAUGGAAUAUGGAUAGGACCAAAAUGGGAUCCACCAAAAGAUUAUUUUAAAUGGAGCGAAAACUUACUUCCAAAUCUCAAAAACUCACCAGACUUUGUUGGACAAAUUGAUGCAGUAACAGGGACAAAAGAAACAUUUAGGUCAAUGGCCGAUAAAAGUAUAAGGUGUGCAAUUUGGUUAAAAAAACAAGGCGUUAAUCCAGGUGAUAUUGUUGGAUAUUGCUCAGAUAAUCAUUUAGACUCUUGUGUCCCUUUGUUUGCAUCUAUAUAUGUCGGAGCGAUUUUUAAUCCAUGGAGUGAUGAUGAUUUAAAUAAAGAUGUAGUCGAGUAUUUCGUUGAACUAACUAAACCAAAAGUAAUUUUUGUCAAUGAAAAAUCAGCAAAGAUUAUUCUAAAAUCAGUUCCAAAUAUCACUGAUAAAUUAAAAUUCGUUGUUUAUGGAAAAAUUGAUGGUAUUGAGUCCUUUAAAGAUAUUUUAAAAGAUGUGGACUCAAAAGAAGUUGAUGAAUUUAAACCUAUGAAAAUUGAAAGCCCUGAUGUACCUCUAACAAUCCUGUAUACAUCAGGUACAACUGGUCAAGCAAAAGGUGUGCUACAUACACAUGGUUCAUUAGGAAAGAUAUUUAGUAGCUUUAAUUCUAAUGCUCAGGAUCAAAAUAAGCAUGUUCAUACAUGGUUUUCAACAUUAUCUUGGAUAUCUGCUUUUGUGAGCACAAUCAACGGAGUAUUAAAAAUAUCAACUUCAAUUAUCCACAAUUGUUCAGAUGUGGUUGAAUCAUUAAAACUAUUUGAUAAAUUUAAGAUAACAACGUUCAUGAUGGGUACCGGUCUAGCAAAUAGAUUGUGCAAAUCAAAAUUGAAUAUAUCAAAUUACAAUUUAUCAUCGGUUGUUCAAGGAAUUUUUAGUGGUGUUGUCAUAACAAGAAUGGUAGAAAAUUUUUUAACAAAAUUAUUUUCAAGUGCUUCUUUGAUAUCAGCUUAUGGAUGUACAGAGUUUGGUUCAAUUAGUCGAGGAUCAAUUGAUCCUGAAAAAUCAACGGCAGUUGGAAAAGUAUAUUUAGGCGUCAUGUUAAAAGUAAUUGAUCCGAAAACAAAGAGAAUUCUUGGGGCACACGAGGAAGGUGAACUCUGUGUUAAAGGCUCUACUAUCAUGGCUGGUUACUGGAAAAAUCCUGAUGCCACAAAAAAAGCUAUAGAUCCAGAAGGUUGGUAUCACACUGGAGAUCUUGGUUACUAUGAUAAAGAUGGAUAUAUAUGGGUAAUUGAUAAACUGUCAUCAAUUAUCAAUUACAAAAAUUAUAAUGUACCAGCAACAAUUAUUGAAGGUGUUAUUCAAUCUCAUGAUUCAGUAGCUGAUGUUGGUGUAGUACAAAAGAAUCAUGAUGAAGACACUGGGCAUGCAACUGCCUUUGUUGCCAAGUGUCCUGGUACUGAUAUAACCGAGCAAGAAAUAAUAAAACUAGUAGAAAAGGAAUUACCAGAAAAAAUGUGGCUUCGAGGUGGAGUUUAUUUUCUAGAUGAAAUGCCGUAUACAUCUUGUGGCAAAGUUUCCAAAAAAGAAUUGUGUUUACUUGUGAAAAAAUAAUUAUAAUUAUCAUCU
Messenger RNA from Aphidius gifuensis, 3542 nucleotides. RefSeq names its product linear gramicidin synthase subunit C-like. The transcript is spliced from 16 exons. Gene Ontology annotation, molecular function: long-chain fatty acid-CoA ligase activity. Bases 288 to 3527 code for a protein of 1079 amino acids. Lineage: Eukaryota; Metazoa; Arthropoda; Insecta; Hymenoptera; Braconidae. The record is from RefSeq and is a predicted model, not a curated record. Gene Ontology annotation, biological process: long-chain fatty acid metabolic process; fatty-acyl-CoA biosynthetic process.